Molecule: messenger RNA, 1407 nt
Organism: Saccoglossus kowalevskii
Lineage: Eukaryota; Metazoa; Hemichordata; Enteropneusta; Harrimaniidae
Biological process (GO): nucleoside metabolic process
Molecular function (GO): catalytic activity
Source: RefSeq, a predicted model, not a curated record
AUGUGUGUUGGCCCAUAUUGUACAGGGAAGUCAUCGACAAUAAGGACUCUCUUUGGUGAACCCUUUGUGAAGAAAUAUACAAGUACAGAUGGUAUUAAAACGUAUGGGCUCGAUAUAUUUAGUUGGAUAAAGCGAGAUAACAAUGAAUAUUUUUGUCAUAUGAGCGAGGACGAAAUUAAACUUUUACUUGGUGACAUUAUUCCAUUGAUAUUCCUAGUAAAGAAGGGUCUUUAUAUUAUUGUGGUUGACAUAUCUAAAUCACUAAAUGAUACAAUUCAUUAUUCCGAAGAUUUGGAAUCGUUUACCGAAGAUAAAGUAAAAGAUGACGUAUCCUUGUGGGUCAAUUCGAUAUACUACCAUUCUAUUCCGGAGCCAGAUGUAAUGAAAUCUGACACUAUUGUGAGUGGAGGUUCAAAGUUCAUCAUUGUUUGCACGAAGAAAGAUUUGGUAGAUGAUAAACAGGUGGUGAAACAGAGAAUGUAUGAAAUAAAAAAUCACAUACGCAAACACACGCCUAAACCAUAUCGUGAGAUGUAUGCAGGUAUAUUUGCUAUCACCAACAAAGGUGGGAUGGAGGGAGUAGAGGCGGAUGAAGAGAUCCCUAAACUUAAAAAUAAGAUCGAAGAGCUCUCCACAGUGUUUAAAGAUAAACAACCAUGCGCACAAGUACGACUUGAGUUGGCAUUACGGCAGAUGAAAAAGCGAACACUACCCAUCUCUGAGGUUUACAGUAAAGGUAAAGAGUUGGGUCUAGAUAAGGAGAAAGUCGACAAAGCCUUGAGGUACUACCACGGCAUUCGUGAGAUGAUACACUUUCAUGAAGACGCUAUUCUGAAAAAUGUUGUCAUUAUCGAUCCACCUUGGUUAAUUGACCUGUUGAGAAUUGUCGUUACCCAAAUGCCCAAAUACCGUAAAAGAAUUGAUCUGUCAGCAGAGUUGGAAGAGCAUUGCAGCAAACUAUUUGAACAUGGUUUGUUGCAUGAAGAAAUGGUAGAUAUUAUACUUGUUCAAGAAAACAGGAUGAAAGAUAAAGAUGUCCUACUUCGGAUGUAUGAAAAAUUCAACAUCAUAUGCAGACGUCGCACAACAGAUUCCGGCAAGGCAGUCUACUAUAUGCCAUGUAUGCUGAAUGAGGGAACCUUAGAACCGAUCAAAUCCAAGCAUGAAAGCGCGAUCCCACUUUAUUAUCAUUUUGGUGACAAUUUUCUGCCUGACUCGGUUUUUCAUCAACUAGUGGUGAAGUGCCUAAAUUCAUGGAAGGAUGCCUUAUUGGUUCGAAAUGCAGCAAGAAUUAACAUUCCCGAGUUUGAGAUGAUCUUAGAUCUGUGGAAAGAAGGAUGUGAUAUUGGUAUGAAAGUUUGUCAAACUGGAGAGCAUCAUCACUCGCUAUUGCCGUGGGCAACAUGA